AGGUCUAACAUUUGCUGCAGUUCUGUGUAACAUCUAUAAACAACAUUUGUGUAACAUCUAUCCGAAUUCAUUCCAAGUUUCUUCACCAAAACUCGACGGAAGAUGGGUUUACUUACCGCCGCCGUAGCUGCUGCAGGAGCAGCCGGAGCAGUUGCUGCAGCUCCUGUAGUUCUAACAGCUGUAGGUUUCACUGGAGCUGGAAUUGCUGCAGGUUCGAUUGCCUCCUCAAUGAUGUCAGCUGCUGCUGUAGCAAACGGAGGAGGAGUUGCGGCUGGAUCAGUGGUAGCAGGUCUUCAAGCAGCAGGUGCUGCUGGAAUCCCUGCCGCAGCUCAGGCUGUUAUUGGUGGCAUAGGGGCUGUGGCUAGCACUUUUGGGUGGUUUGCUCUUAUUUAGAUUGUUCUUCAGUAGCUGCAGGUGCUGCAGCAGGCGAAGCCAGAACUGUGGGAGCCGCUGUGAGAUACAGUUCAUACUGCGUGACAAGCACUUCACAAUAUGAUAUAUUACUACUUAUUUAAUCAAACAUAGCAUUUAACUAACCCACAGCCAUAAAUGUAGACAUGUACUAACUCCUUCAAAAUAUUCUAAUAAUUGUAUAAUUAAUGCACCUUUCACUUUAAACUUGUACUACAAAUAUUAUUUGCUCUUGUUAUAAGUUGUGUGAUAUAACAAAACAAUAUCUUCUUUUAAGCAAGAUCAGAUUCAAUUCCUUUCUUAAGAUGAGAGUUUUGUUUUUUUGUCUUGGGAAAUGUUCUGGAACUGUUUAAAAAUAAAUAAAUUGAUUCAUUUUUUAAAGGUU
Messenger RNA from Danio aesculapii, 796 nucleotides. Its product is annotated as interferon alpha-inducible protein 27-like protein 2A. The record is from RefSeq and is a predicted model, not a curated record. Bases 103 to 393 code for a protein of 96 amino acids. The transcript is spliced from 5 exons. NCBI's taxonomy places the organism in Eukaryota, Metazoa, Chordata, Actinopteri, Cypriniformes, Danionidae. Gene Ontology annotation, biological process: apoptotic signaling pathway. Gene Ontology annotation, cellular component: mitochondrion; membrane.